AAGCAGCACGGAAUUUUCAUGAAUCCAUCAAGCACUUUUGAUUUUGGAAAACUCUUCAGCACAAACAAGAAAACAAUAAUAGGAACUGACGACAAGCCAUCGCUGUACGGCUUGUGUCUUCCCUUCCCGUAACCAAACCGAAACGCACGUUCUUUGCUUUGACCCCAUUAAUAAGAAUAGCAGGUAGGCUCGCUCUCUCUUCAAAACAUUCAUAUGCCAUGCCCCUCUUCUCCUUCUAACAACCUCGCUUCACAAAUCCGGGGAUAGUGACAAGAAUGAAUUGAUCAUUGGCUCAUCCGUUCCUCUUGUUAGUGUCAAGAUGGAGUUGUUUUCCGCUCUUAAUCUUUAUCUUCGAAGACCAUUUUGGCUCUUGAUUUCUUUGGUGUUCUUGCUGCUGUUGCUGCUAAAUAGUAGAGUAGUGUUAUCUGAUCCCAACUACUUAAUUGGGCUUGGAAGCUAUGACAUCACUGGACCAGCUGCUGAUGUUAACAUGAUGGGUUAUGCUAACACAGACCAGAUUGCUUCUGGGGUUCACUUCAGGUUGCGUGCUCGUGCUUUUAUUGUGGCCGAGCCUAAAGGGAACCGUGUUGUGUUUGUUAAUCUUGAUGCUUGUAUGGCCUCUCAACUUGUCACUAUUAAAGUUAUUGAGAGGUUGAAGGCAAGGUAUGGGGACCUUUAUACUGAGAAUAAUGUUGCUAUCAGUGGCAUUCACUCUCAUGCUGGUCCUGGGGGCUAUCUUCAGUAUGUUGUGUACAUUGUGACAUCUCUUGGAUUUGUGCGUCAAUCAUUCGAUGCACUUGUUGAUGGCAUUGAGAAAUGCAUAAUUCAAGCUCAUGAAAAUCUCCAUCCUGGAACGAUUUUGGUGAAUAAGGGAGAGAUCUUAGAUGCUGGAGCAAAUCGCAGCCCUAGUGCAUAUCUUAAUAAUCCUGCAGAAGAGCGCAGCAAAUACAAGUACGACGUUGACACAGAAAUGACCCUUGUGAAGUUUGUAGAUACUGAGUGGGGCCCAGUGGGUAGCUUUAAUUGGUUUGCAACCCAUGGAACUUCUAUGAGCCGUACAAACUCUUUGAUAAGUGGGGAUAACAAGGGGGCAGCAGCGCGAUUUAUGGAAGACUGGUUUCAGCAGAAUGGUAUUGGAAACUCAUAUUCUGAUGAAGGUGUAGUUGAUGGAAUCCCUCGAAGAAUCUCAAAUAUUAUCCCAGACUUGCAUGAAAAUCACCAUGAGCUAUUAGAGCUUGCAGCAUCCUUCCAGUCUUCUUCUGGUCAACCAGCAACCAAGAUUCUUAGCAUUGCAAAGCGUGUCAGGAGUGCUCUCAGGCAAACUGACAAACCUGGAUUUGUAUCUGCAUUUUGUCAAUCAAACUGUGGUGAUGUUAGCCCCAAUGUGCUUGGAACUUUCUGUAUAGACACUGGACUACCUUGUGACUUCAAUCACAGUACCUGCGGUGGGAAGAACGAGUUGUGCUAUGGCCGAGGACCAGGUUAUCCUGAUGAAUUUGAAAGUACCCGUAUUAUUGGAGAGAGGCAAUUCAGAAAAGCUGUGGAUCUUUUCAACACAGCAUCUGAGAAAUUAAAUGGAAAGAUUGAUCAUCGCCACUCUUUUGUAGACUUCUCCCAGCUGGAAGUGACACUUCCUAAACAGGGAGGAGGUUCUGACAUAGUAAAAACAUGUCCUGCUGCAAUGGGUUUUGCAUUUGCUGCAGGAACAACAGAUGGACCUGGAGCUUUUGAUUUCAAGCAAGGAGAUAACGAGGGAAAUGCCUUCUGGAGACUUGUGCGCAACUUCUUAAAAACACCAGGAAAGGAACAAGUUGAUUGUCAGCAUCCGAAGCCUAUCUUGCUUGAUACUGGUGAAAUGAAGAAACCAUAUGAUUGGGCACCUUCAAUACUUCCAAUCCAAAUUCUCCGUAUCGGGCAGUUAGUCAUCCUCAGUGUACCUGGAGAAUUUACAACAAUGGCUGGGAGGCGUCUUAGAGAUGCUGUCAAGACAGUGCUCAUGAGUUCCGGGAAUAGUGAGUUUGAUAGUAAUAUUCACGUUGUUAUAGCAGGAUUGACUAAUACCUAUUCACAGUAUGUGACCACUUUCGAAGAGUAUGAAGUGCAGAGAUACGAGGGUGCCUCCACACUCUUUGGUCCACACACUCUCAGUGCCUAUAUCCAGGAGUUCAAGAAGCUUGCAACUGCUCUCGCCACUGGCCAAUCUGUUGAGCCUGGUCCACAACCCCCAGAUCUUCUGGAUAAACAAAUAAGCUUACUUACACCAGUUGUAAUGGACGCAACCCCUCCCGGUGUACAUUUCGGUGAUUGCAGCUCUGAUGUCCCCCAGAACUCCACAUUCAAAAGAGGUGAUACGGUCACAGUUGUUUUCUGGUCAGCUUGCCCCAGGAAUGACCUAAUGACAGAAGGCACAUUUUCCCUUGUGGAGAUCCUCCAAGGAAAGGAUAGUUGGUUCCCAGCUUAUGAUGAUGAUGAUUUCUGCCUUCGCUUCAAGUGGUCGAGACCUUCAAAAUUAAGUACUCGUAGUCAAGCAACUAUAGAAUGGAGGAUCCCGCAAUCUGCCAGCCCUGGUGUCUAUAGAAUAAGACAUUUUGGAGCUGCAAAGGGCCUUCUAGGUUCUAUCAGCCAUUUCACCGGUUCAUCGAGUGCUUUCGUCGUAACAUGACAAAACAUGCUGUUCUUGUACAUGUACACGCUACUCCUGUCCUUGUAGUAUUCCUUUUCUUACACAAAAAUAUAUUUGCACGACAGAUGUCUGGCAUGGGGCAACACUUGCCAAUAAACCCUUGAAUCCCUGCAGCUAUCUUUAACAUGUUUAAUUAAUCCAGCUAGUUUUUGUAA
Molecule: messenger RNA, 2838 nt
Organism: Populus nigra (black poplar)
Lineage: Eukaryota; Viridiplantae; Streptophyta; Magnoliopsida; Malpighiales; Salicaceae
Product: neutral ceramidase 2-like
Exons: 10
Coding region: 320-2662 (780 amino acids)
Biological process (GO): long-chain fatty acid biosynthetic process; sphingosine biosynthetic process; ceramide catabolic process
Cellular component (GO): extracellular region
Molecular function (GO): N-acylsphingosine amidohydrolase activity
Source: RefSeq, a predicted model, not a curated record